ACCGUUUGGACUGUGUGUGUUGGUAGGAGAACUGUGUUGCAUUGUGUCAGAUUUGGAAUUAUUAGAUGAACUUCGAGCUGUUGUGAUUAGAAAUGUUUGUGUUAUGUUAUUUAGUGUCACAUUGUUUGUGUGGUCACUAGUUCAACAAUGCAUUUUAUAAGAUAGGUUUCAAGAGGAGUGUGUGAAAUCAAGUGUCAAAGCUCAUGCAUGUUGUGGGGGGUGCUGCAUUAACGCACCAAGAACAAACUCACUACUCCGAAGACCCGUCGCCUCCAGAUCAACAGAGCGAUAAUGCACGUGCUUCAGAUUCAACCAAUUCUGAUGACAGCCACUUGGAAGAAGUUCAGUUGGAUGAUAAUGGGAAUAAUGGGUCCAGUCAGGAUGUGGAAGAAACGGAAGAAGACACUGAGGGAAAAGAGAAGGGAAAUAGUGAAGAGUUUAAUUUUGAAGAUCAUCAGAAGAAAAGAACUCUAGAACACUGUCGACUAGUUAGUCCAUUUAUUGAUACUCACGCUAUGGACAAAUCCGAGCUGCUAGAAAACUUACAGAUGUUUCGUGUUGAAGAUAAAGGUGGGAGAAGUCAGAAUGAUAAUGACAACAGGAAUUUUGAAAAUUUAAGUGAUACUAAUGUCAGAAAGGAAGAUGAAGCUACAUUUGUCAUUGAUAGACAGAAUUUGAGUGAUGGAGUGAAUGCACUUGAUGACAAAGUCGAACAGAUAUGCACCAUUAAUAACAGUGGUGUAAUUGGUCACUUAUGCAGUGAUGAAGAUACACAGUACAGAAGCGUGGACGGAAGUAUUGCUAGUGUACAAAGUCAUGAAAAUAUGGGGGAAAAUGAUGCAGAACUAGUAUUGAAUAGCAAAUGUAAAUCUCAUAGCAGGACGUUGAGGGCAUCUGAAUGGCAAGACUGUUUCAGUGGAAAUCAGCUUGUUGUUGUGAACCAAGGACAUGAUGUUGUGGACAGUGUCUUACGGCAGGGCCAUCAAGAGCACCUUCAUCUGAAAUGGCAUCUUCAGCAGCAAGUCAAUCCACGGGAUUGGAUUUCUCUUUGCAGUCUGAAUGAACGCGAUCCGUCCAAAUGGCUGGCCUGCCUGAGUGAGGGCAGAGUGGGAACCAGUUCCACGGGAGAGGCCAUGUGGCUGCUGGAUCUCUCACAGCCAGCGCUGACCCAUCAAGAAUGUGGGAAGCUGAUGUGUUUCCGAUACUACAGUGGUUUGAGUCUGGCAUGCCUUGCACAGUCGGAGCCUCUUACUCUCCUGUCCAGCAGCAGUGUAAAGCCAUCUGCUGCUAAAGGGACCUUCCCAAGAAGCAGCCCUAUAUUAAACUUAAAGAAGAAAAGUGUUGCAAGCAUGGGAUGUGAAACGCCUCAGUCAGCUGUUAAAUGCAGAGAGUUACCAUCAUCUGAUCUUAUGCGAGUUAGGGGAAGCAAGAUUUUUGCAAAUAAUAGUUCUGAAAGUGAUUCAGAAGUUGAAACUUCAGCUAAGUACCGGAAACAGCGAAGUGUAAGACCGCUGAAAAAAAAAGUGGCUUUAGUGCAUGUUCCAGACAAAAGACUUGUGAAUGGAUAUCCACCACACCUGAAUGGCGGUGAGGGAGAGGAGUCUGACAAUUCAGACACAUCUUUGGUUCCCAGUCACAAGCUUCAGACGUGGAAUUCACAUGAAUCUGCACAGAGAACUCAUGAUCUAGAAGAUCGUUCCGGUGUUGUUGAAGAGCCAGUGACCUUACAUGAAAACGUGGAUUACUAUCCCAUUUGGACAAAAUCUCCCUUACCAUCAAAUAGCAGAGUUCUAGAGGAACAAGGAAAUGAAGAACUGAUGUCAGUUUAUGAGACAUUAUAUCCAUCGUCAAAUCCUCCACCUCCACCUUUACCCCCACGUGCGUUCCCUCCCAGUAGUUCUGGAGGAGUAAGAAACUCCAAACACCGCCCUUUAGAAAGGAUGAGGGCACUGCCUUAUCAAGGAGGUUGUGUUGUGGGGAAUCCUCCAGAAGUCCUUCGUCACCAUAAACCAGUGCCAGUAUUAGCAUCUACAGGUGAGAGCAAGCAAGACUGUACAAAUGGGAAAGUGAGGUAUAGACAUUUGCAAAAUCAACAAGGACCAAGCUUACCUCCAAAACCGAGGAAAUUAUUAAAUCCAGAAGACAGUUUUGCUUUUGAAAUAAUUGAUACUGAUGAACUGAGACCAGUCCCAACUAUGAACAUGGCUGUUAUGAGCUUUUCUAGUCAGAAUUCACAAAAGCCUCAUGCAAUGUCAUGUGCAGAGCUGAAAGAAACAGAGAGAUGUGAAGCUCAUGAGUUCAGUGCUGAUAAUGUCAUUCCUAAAAGCAAUAACAGUGAAACUCUUCCUCAUGCUCUCGGUGGUUCUUCAAGAAAGGCAAGCAGUGUUUGUAAGAAAUCUGAAGCAGGUGUGAAGGCAUGUGGCUCUGAUGAAUUGAAAGGCACUGAUGGGGCAAAAUCCACAUCAAGCAGUUUCCACAAGAGGCCAAUGAAAUUAACGGUGAGAGAUACUUCUUGUAAUGGUAAUGCCAGCAUGCAAACAAGUGAAGGUUUUCCCAUUGUUUCUGCCCCAUUAGCAACACCUGAACAAGACAGUAGUCUAGUUGAUAGUUCUUCGCUGGAAAAUCUCCUUGAUGAAGAAUAUGAUGCUGAUUUCCUAACACCAGACAAUGAGGAAGCUGCAGGACAGACUUACAUGUGUUCUUUACCAGAAAGUUUGUCCGGCAUGCAGCAUAAUAUUGCACCAGUGGAUUCUCCUGCCACUACAAAUGAAAACACUGAAUACCAAAGAUGUACACAUUCUUGGCCAGUAAAUGAUAUACAGGUUCUUUGUAAUGGUAACCAAAGCAAAGGGAGUAAAGGUGGUAUGUCUUCUAGUCAUGGAACUGACCAAGGUGUUGAGGGUGGUUCCUCAGAGGUCAGUAUAGGUGGUGCAUUAACAGAUGGUUAUUCUGGUUCAGAUGGUGGUAAACUUCACCUAUGCCUAUCAGCUUCUGAAAUUUCUGUAAUUACAAGGCUCCAAAAUUUCCCUUUUCAUGAUCCUCAGGUGGGAUCCACAAAUGCAGUCAGUUUCCAGGAUGUGUGUGAAAUGCCAGUCAUAGUCACAGACAUACCAAAUGGGGAAAAUCAGGCAGAAAUAACAGUAAGCCGUAAUAGUGUUCUGCCUGAUUCUGAUUUAAAUAACGUUUAUACCUCAUCUGUUUUAUCAGUGCCGAAUCCAUCAUCAUCAUCAUCAUCGUCAAUUUCACCUGCUUCACCAAAUUCAUUAUCUGAGUCUGGAAUGGCUCUUUCAUCUGCUACAGAAUGCAAUACAAGUUCCAGUUCUGAUACAAAUACAGUGGUUCUUAGCAUCUGUUGUUCAAAUACUGAUUCCUUGGGUGCUGGCUUUGUCGUUAGUGGAAAUACAGAUGUUACUAGUGAAUCUGGAGAAAGGGAGUUAAGUAACUUCAGUAAGAACAUUGGUUCACAGUCACAAGGUGAUGAAGCAGUUUCUUCUUGCAUUGUUAUUGUCGAUGUAGAUGAUGAGAAUACAACAGAAGAUAGUAAUGAGUUUGCUGAUGCUCACACAAAGGAGCUGGUGUCCUUCAGUAGUCCUUCACUGCGUACUCACAAGCCUUUGUCAAGGCAAGUCAGUCACCCACCUAUGACAUCACUUGGCCAGAGACCAGAACCAAGUGGAGCACAUUUCUGUGGUCCUGCAAGGUUACCUCUUCAACAUCAGAUUGGGAAUGAGAUCUUGGCCACUGUUCAACGUCCUCGUAACAGGGUUCUGAGUCGUGUGGCAGCCGUAACGAGUCCAACAGGCAUUCCCCAGUGUCCUCCCACACCCACACACCAUGCGCGCCCUAUGAAUAAGACACUCCAGGGCCAGGAGCUGCAGCUGUGUGCUGACAGAGGCGAACUCCUUGCUGCAGUAGCUGAUGCUGGUUCAGCAGUUGGCAAUGCCUGCGUCAUUUCUCCUAACUCCACUCAGGAAGGUGACAUUUCAGAUGAAGUGAGUAGUGCCCCUAUAAAUCAAGCACACAUGAGAGCCAGAGAAAACUGCUCUAUUCUUCCUGUAUGCCAUCUGACCACAACCCGGCUGCCUUCCAUCCCUGAGAGGUCAGGGAAAAACCAGAGGUUAGAGUUGCCAGCUGAAGAGGAAUCUCUGCCACCUUACUGGGAGGCCCGUAUUGACAGUCAUGGGCGUAUAUUUUAUAUUGACCACGUGAACAGGACUACCACAUGGCAGCGACCGACAUCCAGCUCAGUAGCACGGGCAAGGCCAAUCACCAAUGAGCUGCAGAGACAGCAGCUGGACAGAAGGUAUCAGAGUAUCCGUCGAACCAUCACAUCCAGACGACUUGACUGUGAGGAUGUUAUUUCUGGAAGUGGCGAUUGUGUUCAGGGUCACUCUCAGGCUGUGUCAACAAAUGGUAGCAGUGGCGGAGAGCAGCAGAGGUCACAGCAGCAUCCAGAUAUUGUGCACCACAUGCCUGCUGUGAGGUUUAUCUCCAGACCUGACUUCUUCUCAAUUCUGCACAUGAACCAGGAAGCACUAUCGCUUUAUAAUCGUAACGGUUCCCUGAAGCACAUGGUUUCCAAGAUCCGCCGAGAUCCACAAGCAUUUGAGCGCUAUCAACAUAAUCGAGACCUUGUUACAUUGGUCAAUUUGUUUGCUGAUUCAAUAAGAGAUCUUCCUCGAGGAUGGGAAACAAAGUUUGAUAGAAAUGGAAAGCAAUUCUUCAUUGAUCAUACAACCAAGACGACAACUUUCAUAGAUCCCCGUGUGCCGACUGAAUCCCUGUACCUGAAUCCGCACAAGUUUAUCUUGCCUGGGGCCCGGAGGAGAAGCAGGAGUGCGGGUGAGGAGGAGCUCAACCACUCCCGAGCACCAGUCCCCCCACCACGUCCCACAGUGAAUUGUGGGUGCAAUCCAAACAUAGCUUCCAGUUUGAGUGGUGCUUCUGUCCCACGUGUGCUGGCUCCUCCAGAUAUCCCCACAGCAUAUAAUGAGAAGGUAGUUGCAUUCCUUCGUCAGCCCAACAUAUUGGACAUCCUGAAGGAAAGGCAUGCAGUGGUGGGGACUUCACAGGGUCUUAGAGACAAGAUUAAUGCUGUUAGAGUUGAUGGAACCACAGCACUGGACCGCCUCAGUGAUGACAUUGAUCUCACCAUCUUACUGAGUUUGUUUGAACAGGAGAUUAUGAGCUAUGUGCCUGUGGUACCAGCACCAGCUCGAUCACCACGUGGUUCACCCCAGCUUUCACCCCAGGCAUCACCUGGAUUGUCACGGGCCAAUGCCCGGGCUCCUGCCCCCUACAGGAGAGAUUUUGAAGCAAAACUCAGGAACUUUUAUCGGAAGCUGGAGUCUAAAGGUUAUGGCCAAGGGCCAGGAAAACUCAAGCUGCACAUCCGUCGAGAGCACCUGCUGGAAGAUGCAUUCAACAAGAUCAUGGCUGCAUCAAAGAAAGAUCUACAGAAAUGCAAAUUGUAUGUGACAUUUGACAGGGAAGAAGGGCUUGACUAUGGUGGACCAUCACGAGAGUUCUUUUUCCUAUUGUCUCGAGAGCUAUUCAACCCAUAUUAUGGCCUGUUUGAAUAUUCAGCAAAUGAUACCUAUACUGUCCAGGUCUCGCCUAUGUCAGCUUUUGUGGACAAUCAACAUGAAUGGUUCCGGUUCAGUGGUCGAGUGCUUGGCCUUGCACUGGUGCAUCAAUACCUGCUGGAUGCAUUCUUCACACGACCAUUUUAUAAAGCUCUGUUGAGGCUACCUGUGUCCUUGAGUGAUUUGGAGUCCCUGGAUGGAGAAUUUCAUCAGAGUUUGCUAUGGAUCAAAGAAAAUGACAUAUCUAGUGAUUUACUGGACCUCACAUUUGCUGUCACCGAAGAACUCUUUGGUCAGGUGGUGGAACGAGAAUUGAAACCAGGUGGCAGAAAUAUCAGUGUUAAUGAAAAGAAUAAAAAGGAAUAUCUUGAGCGAGUGGUUCGAUGGCGGCUGGAGCGAGGUGUUGCAGACCAGACAGAGUCACUUGUGAGGGGUUUCUAUGAGGUGGUGGAUCCUCGCCUAGUGUCUGUUUUUGAUGCCCGUGAAUUGGAAUUGGUUAUUGCAGGCACAGCAGAGAUAGAUCUGUCAGACUGGAGGAAGAACACAGAGUACCGAUCAGGUUAUCAUGACAAUCAUCCUGUGAUACAGUGGUUCUGGACUGCCAUUGAACGGUUCAGCAAUGAACAGCGACUUCGAUUACUGCAGUUUGUUACUGGAACAUCAAGUAUUCCGUAUGAGGGAUUUGCAGCUCUUAGGGGUAGUACUGGACCUAGAAAGUUCUGUGUUGAGAAAUGGGGGAAACCAAACAGUUUACCGAGAGCUCACACUUGCUUCAACAGACUGGAUUUGCCGCCAUACCCAACACCUGAGAUUUUAUAUGAAAAGCUUCUGUUAGCUGUUGAGGAAACCAACACAUUUGGCAUCGAGUGAAAUAUAAAGCAUCAACCAAAGGUCUGAAUGUGAAUGUUGCCAUGGUAGAAAGUGGAACAAAGAUAUGAGAGGGUCAAUGCAAUAGAGUGGUUAGAAGUAUUGUGCAGAAUAUUGAAUGUAAGUCAGUCAUCAGUGAGUAGAGUUGACAUACUGGUACAUAUGUAAAUUGGUGGUAUAUUUGUUUUAUACUGUACCAUGUUCACAAAGUAAUCACAAUGACCAUUGACUGGUUGCUCGCUGUUUAAAAAUGUUAAUAAAAUUUUACACAGGUUAUGAACUUUUAUCUUGAUUUUAUAGAAUGGAAAUUAUAAAUUUUAAGUAUUAAUAAAGCACAUACAUGCAUGUCUUUUUAUAGUCAUAUAUUCUAACCUGUGGAAAAUGUUACAGGUUGCAUCUUUUGUGAAAAUAUUACAAAUUGAACAGUAUGAUCUGUUUCAAAAGCACUUAGUAAUUGUGUAUAAUGCCUUAUGUUUAAGAAACUCACACAUAGCAUAUGGUUUCACUUUGAUUAAAAGCACAAAAAUGUUGGUAACUUGUCAGCUGUUGCCAGUGAACUUGAAUUAUCUUUAAUCUUUUGCAGUCCAACAUACAGUAUUUGACACAUACAGCAGCACCAGAUACAUGAAAUUGUUAUACAGAGUGAUUCAGAAAGACGGACACAGUUUCAAUUGGCUAUAUUUCCUGAACUGUAUGUUGCAUUUGAAUUCUGUAAGUUACAUUUGAUUAUACAUACAUGGAAGUUUAUAGAUGUUCAAUGUGCCCCCCUCCGGCUGCAUGGAUAACAUCUAGAUGGUAGCUGAAUUCAUCCCACACUCGAUGACAAAUAUCUUGCGUCACUGAGUUCACCGCAGCUGUGAUAUGGUUUCUUAGGCCAUUCAAAUUUGUGUUAAGAGGUGGUACGUAAACUGCAUCUUUCACGAAUCGCCACAGGAGAAAUUCGCAGGGUGUGAGAUCAGGAGACCUAAGUGGCCAGAACUGACGCGCCAGGUCUUCAUUCCCCAUGCGACCUAUCCAUCGUUGAGGUAGAGAUUCAUUCAGGAAACGUCGAACAUUCAGGUGCCAAUGGGGUUGGGCUCCGUCCUGCUGGAAAAUGUAAUCUCCUGAAUCUCCAUUCAUUUGAGGAACAAGCCAGUUUUGCAGCAUUCUAAGAUACGUUACUCCAGUAACCGUGUUUUCAUCAAAAAAGAAAGGUCCAUAAACCUUUGUUAACGAUAUUGCACAGAACACAUUAACUUUUGGGCUGUCCCUCACAUGUUCGAGUGUUACACGGGGAUUUUGUAGCCCUCAUAUAUGAACAUUGUGCCUGUUGACAUUCCCACUUAGGUGAAACAUAGCUUCAUCGCUAAAAAUUACACGAGGCAGAAACAAUCCAUCUUCCAUGUUUUUGAGCAUACGGUCACAAAAUUCUACACGCUUUACCUUGUCGUUUGGGCGAAGAGCCUGUACCAGUUGUAGGUGGUAUGGUUUGUACACUAACCGGCGCUUCAAUACACGCCAGACAGUUGUUUGCGAUAGUCCAAGUUCUCAACUAGCACUACGGGUUGACUUCAUUGGGCUACACUCCAAGCUCACUCCAAUGUGCUCCACGUUCUCCUCCGAUACACGCAAUUGGCCCGGACUUUUGACCUUACACAGAGAACGAGUUUCAUCAAAUUGUUUAUUCCAACGAUAAAUGCUCUUCCUCGUUGGAGGUUGGAUGUUAAACUUACGAGGAAAUGCACGCUGCACCGCAGUCGCAGACUCACUUUUACUGAACUCACAAAUGCAAAAAAUCUUGUGUUGCAUUUUAGCCAAUCGCUUACAACUGACGCAGUGUUGGAGUGCUCUAGCGGUAGCAUUAUAAACUUUACUACAUCCUCUUUCAAAUGCAACAUACAGAUCAGGAAAUAUAGCCAAUUGAAAUUGUGUCCAUCUUUCUGAAUCACACUGUAUAAGUGUUAUUGCUAAUACAAGUGUUUUGCGACUAAUAAUCAUAUGCCACACUGUAUUCUUGGAAAGUAUGGUGCCUCUUGAAGCAUGCUGUGGGGUGAAGUCUUGGUGUCUUUGUGGUACACAUUCUGCAAAAAAUAGUCUAGUUUUCCUUCAUGCUUGUUCCCCUCAUUUCAAUAGUACAUUCCUUGUUCCUCUUUUCUGUGAAAAGUGAGGAAUCUUUUACAGACAGUCUUCUCUGUCUUGUAUCGCAGAUGGUUUUCCCAUUUUAGUUUUUUUCCUGAUCAUUUUCACCAUCUGUGACCAUUUUGCUGUGAUACUUGACUGAGUUGAACAUUUGUUGAGCACCAUGUAGUGUGACAUGGCUUUAGUCCACACCAAGAAAUAAUCUACUUUCACUGCAUUGUUUGACUUCAUCCACUGAGCUAUGAAAAUGCACUUUUGUUGCAGUUUUUCCCCAUAUUUUUAUUUAAAAUUGCAUUAUUUUAUGAAACUGGUGAGAAAAUAAUACAGUUAAAUGGUUAAUCGGCUGUUUUCUAAAUUUCGACUUUCAGUGUAAUGAACAGUAUGAAGCUGAUUUGCACCAGUCAUAAUUAAGAGCCAGAAAAACAUUUUUCUGUGCCACUUCAGUGAUUUUCUGCCAGAGUUGUAACUUGCAUCAUAGUGGUUUGUAUACUUGGUCUGACGAUAAAUUUCAAGAACUCGUCGUGGUAAAAGUGCUACAUGCCUCAUUGCUGUGAAUAUCAACCAUGGCGGCCUUCAGAGUACUCCCCUUGGGAAGUGAUGCACCAAUGCCAGCGCCUAGUCCACCCUUCGAAACAAUUUUGGAACUUGUUUU
Messenger RNA from Cryptotermes secundus, 9222 nucleotides. RefSeq names its product E3 ubiquitin-protein ligase HECW2. The record is from RefSeq and is a predicted model, not a curated record. The transcript is spliced from 20 exons. Gene Ontology annotation, biological process: regulation of dendrite morphogenesis. Gene Ontology annotation, molecular function: ubiquitin-protein transferase activity; protein binding. Bases 204 to 6455 code for a protein of 2083 amino acids. NCBI's taxonomy places the organism in Eukaryota, Metazoa, Arthropoda, Insecta, Blattodea, Kalotermitidae.